This is a messenger RNA of Racocetra persica, 1647 nucleotides long. Lineage: Eukaryota; Fungi; Glomeromycota; Glomeromycetes; Diversisporales; Gigasporaceae. The record is from the annotation of a GenBank genome assembly.
ACCAACAACUCCUCAACUCCACCCCCAACCACUAAUCCCAAAACAGAACAAGAACAGCAAGAACACAAAAAAGACAAAAAUCAACCCCAACAAGAAACCCAAACCAAUAACUCCCCAACUGAAAACCCCCAUUCUCCAAAAACCAAAAACCAGAGUGUUCCUACCAAUCCUAAUAAUAAUUCCGAACCACCCCACCAAUCCCCAACUCCUCCUAAUAACGAAACUUCUAACCUAUUCCCUACCCCUACUACUAUUCAAAAUCACUAUAACCAGGAUAAAGAUAAAUCCACCAUUGAAAACAAUUCUAAUUCAACCACUCCAGAACAAAAAAAACAAUCCGAAGCAUUAUUAAAAUUAAUCAUUGAAGCAGAAUUCUUAAUUAAGGAUAAACAAUUUAACUCUGAAACUUUAUCUAAACUACUUAAAGAAAAAGAACAAAACACAGAAACUUAUCAACUCUUAAAAGAGAGGAUAGAACAGGUUAUUAAUGAAUUAUCUAAACAAUUAAAUGUGUUCGAAAAUGACUAUCAAGUGUUGGUAAAAAAAAUCAAUCUCUCCCUCUUUACUUUGACUAAAACCAAUCUUAGCACGGAGGAAAAGGAAAAAGUGUGGAGUGGGCUAUUAGAAUAUACCAAGAAUAUUAUCAGGAGAGUGGAGGAAAUUUUAGAAAAGUUAGAAGGAGUGCGUUUUUCGCUUAAUGAAGUAGUGCUACAUGAGGAAAAAGAUAAUUUAAUUCAGGAAUAUCAUUUAUUAAUAAAAAAAUUACGAGAAGAAAAAGAAACUAUUCUCCGCCAAAAGGAAAAAAAGAAAAUGAUUGUUACUCCUCUUCGUAAAAAGGCAGUCAAAAUUGGUUACUGUUAUUUUUGUGAUAUCAGUAUCGCCACCGAUUUUCCCUACAAAUUGAAAGUGGAGGAGCAAAAUACUCUAGGAAUUGAAAUUGCCGAAGGAGCCGCUUUUUGCUCUCAAGAGUGUUUGCUAAACUAUUGUAAGGAAUAUAAGAACAGAGAAAAAAUGCGCCAAGAGGAGGAAAAAAGGAACAAAGAAAAAAUCGCUCGCGACCGACAAAUGAUUACAGAAAUUCAGGGGCAAAUAGCCAGUUUGACUGCCAGAAUAAACCGAUUGGAGCAAAGAGAACGUGAAUUGGAAUUGUUGCCUGAAGGCGACCAAGUAGAACGACCAGAAAAUGAUGGUUUCUGGCGUCGUCUCGGCCAAAAACUUGGUUUAGUCAAAAAGCCCAAUCCUCUGUCACGGUUGGAAAGAGUGAGAAAACUAAAAGGAGAAUUGAGUAUUCAAUUGGAAAAAACCGGGGAAAAAUUGCAAAAAUCUUUAAUAAUGCUCUCACUAGACGAGCAAAAAGAGGAAGAAAGAAAAAGGUUGGAAAAAAAAAUCCUCCUAGAAAAAAAUAAACUUACUGCCAAAGAAAAAGAAGUGAUUGACGAAUUCCCAAAUAUUCAACCCGAAAGUAUACAAGGUGCCUGGUCUGCGGUCGUUCUAGAUCAGUUUUUAGUGAUUAUAAACUUUGUCGUAUCCAUUUUCGCGAAUGGGUUUACGAAGGUCGGCUCCCAGGUUGGAGAAAGGCUUCAUGGUAAAAUUUAUCCAGCCCAGCAAGAAGACUCCUAUCUUCAAAUUCUUACCAUAAAGAAUUAA